AUGAAGCAACAUUCAGCUACUGUUGCAACGUCGAAUAAAGCUGUUGCUGAUUCUGCUGAGGUUUGCAAGUCAACGACCGAAAGAGUCGAUAACCUAAUUGAAGAAACUACUGCUUUCAUGGAAAACUUCCAACCCACGUUCAACACCAACACCACAUCGGCAAAUGAAGCCUUGAAGAGUCUGGGCUCUCUCUUCAAAACUGAGAAGACGAAUCUACAAGAAAUUCGCACUGGUCUGCAAACUGACCAUGAAUCAUUUCAAGCCACUAUCUCGUCUCAGAUUACUCAGCUUAAAGACGAACUGGUUAAGGAGCGUAAACUCACGGACUCUCUCGCACUCAAGUCAGAAGAAGCAAAGGUGUUAAGUACCAAACUGGAAGCUUCGUAG
This is a messenger RNA of Lactuca virosa, 387 nucleotides long. The record is from the annotation of a GenBank genome assembly. NCBI's taxonomy places the organism in Eukaryota, Viridiplantae, Streptophyta, Magnoliopsida, Asterales, Asteraceae.